AUUUUUUCGAGAAGACGGACGAGGAAAUUGAUCGGAAAAAUUUGAUGCGAUUUAGUCUGCUGGCGCCGCAUCGAGGUGACACUAUUCGGCAGUUACUUGAGGAAGAGAAAAUUGAUCGAAGCAGAAAGUAGAUCCAUCGCCGCGCCAUGGCUAGCACCCGUAAGGUUAAGUACGCAAAGUUGAGGCUGUUUAAAUCAACUACAGCCGUUCAUGGAAGUCAGAAUGAGGAACCGCAAGACAAUGGAGAAAUUUCGAAGAGUCCCCCCAAAAAGUCAAUCCAGCAAAUGGAGCAGGAAAUCAUCUGUUUAUCAAAUGACGAAGGUCCCGUAGAGCAUGAAGAGCCCAUUUUAAAACGAACACGUGUUGAUCCCAUACCUCAUUGCUCCAAACCUGCAAAAUUACCCAAUGUUCCCCCGGAUCGGGGCGGUGGCAUCAUUAGUAAAUUUUUCAAAACAACGGAAGACGAUUUUGAACCAGAUAAGCGAGCACCCGUUGUAAAAGCGAAAACGAAGGUUCAGCGCAAAACUGUCACCCGAAAAGCCCGUGCUACUCGCAAAUCAAAUAAUCAGUCUGACAUUCGUAAGGUUUUUCAAAAAUAUCAGGACAACGACGAACAGCUGCUAAAUAAUUUGAUGCUGGAGCACACCGUGGCUGAUCGGUUGGAUCCGGAGCAGUUCCAGUUAGCGUUGGCCAUGUCCCGGUCGCUGGUCGAUCAAGGGGGAUCACAACAAAGUGAGACUUCGGUGGGUGAUAACGUGAAAGCUUCCAGCAGUAGCAGUUCGAUUUCAUCCGAAGAGCGAAGAAUUCAAGGCAUUCGGGCCACUCUGGAACAGUAUGGGUUCAGAUGUAAAAACAGCUAUCAGGAUUACGAUUUGAAUGCAAUUUUUGGUAAUAAUGUAACCGGUACGAAGCCUACGAAGAAAAGUAAAGGUAAAAAACCGUGCCUUCUUGUCCGACGAGAUCGUAAGAAUUUGGAGGCUUUUAUGGAGCUACAAUCCGAGCAGCUGCUGCAUGACGACUUUAAUCAACCGUUGGUCAGUAUUGGAGAGUCGAAUUGGAACCAUCGAACGUACGGCAGCAAUAUAUUUUGGAUGAGUGAAAAUGCCGAACAAUGUGCCAAGAUUAUGUCGGAUUAUUAUGUAGAGGGUGUUAUGGACAUGAGCCCCGUAAGCGCAGGUUAUUUAUUGAAAAACUGGCACAAGAUCCCGGGACGAGAAUGGACUCCUGAACGGUGUACGAAACCUCCCGCUUCAGAGCAUGAAUUUGAAAUCGAUAUUCAACCGGUUGAGUUCGAUGGUUACGAGUUGAUAGAGGACCCGGAGGAUUCUUUGCUUGAUAUGAACACCGUUCCGGACGAGUAUCGACAGAAGUAUAACAACGAAGUACCGAUUCACGUACGAUCGAAUCGGUCUGCGUCGCCGGAUCUCUUUGACUCCGAUAGUGGAGAGGAAGCAGAGGUGAAUCGGCAAGAAGAAAUGAUGGAAGUGGUAGAAGUUUGGGAAACACCGAGUGAUGAAGAUAUGUGUGGUCAAGCCAAUACGGAAGCUGCGCCAGGGUCAGGUACAGAUGAGCAGGAAAAUUGUAUUUCUGUUAUGUGUACUAGCUCGGAAAACAUAUUCGAUGAUUGCGAACCAAUUGUAGACUACGAGAUGUACUCCAGUGAGGAAGCGAAGAUCUCCACGGUUGGACCGGCCGAGAAGAGUUAUAAAAGGGCUUCCUCACCAAGAUCGAUACCAUCACAGAUCGGUGCAAUAAUGGACCAUGAUCAAGACCACGUGGUUUUGUUAAGUUCGGAAGAAAACAGUAAUCAGGAAAUGGCACCAAUACCAGUGUGCUUGCCUCAACAACUGAGUCCAACUGAGACCGUAUUUCCUUCUCCAGGCAAGAAUUUAUCUUUCCACGCCUUGGCCGUUAAGGAUAAAUUAAGUCGAGUGUCGUUUAAUGAAAUGGAAACGAUAGCACUCGAGGAAGAUCUUGACGAUGCCAAAGCUACCGUUCGUGAUGAAAGUUCUACUGAUCCAAUCGAACAGAACAUAGAUGAUAGAUUAUCGGAUCAUAGCAAGACAUCACUACAUGCGGCUGAAGAUGAUCACGAUGAUGUAUUGGUAAUAUCGGACGACGAAGUGAACUAUUCUAUUCGGCAAGAUAAUGACAAUUCAGCUAUUUACAAUGUAUCUCCUCUUGCUCCCGAUCUUCCUGUGGAUGAUGUUGAGCUAAAUUCAAAUGAACUGGAGCAGCCAGUAACAGACACGGGAGUAGAUUUGGACAGCACGACUGUCUAUUUCAAUGCAGAGGAGUUCGAAAACCGGAAAACGAAAGAAAUAUGUUUGAUCUCUUCGGACGAAGAGACUGAUACAGUAUCGAGCAGGACGGCUGUAAAAGCUGAUAACACAAUGGCUUUCCUCGAUGGUCUGGUUGAAAAAUACAAUCUGUCUCCGAGUCAACCAGCAAACUGUGAUACAACGAAUCAAUCCGUACUGGCAAACUAUCUAGACAAUUACGAGAUACCUGAUUUUUCCGAGAACCACGAAAGUGACUGCGAGGACAAAUCGCUUGAUAGUGCACCAGUUUCACAAAAGUCGGAGGAAUUCGAUCGGGAGAUCGAACAAAUCCUGUGUCAGGCAAAGCAAACUUGCACACAGCUGGAGCAAAGCAAACCUCGAAGCAACCCGAUCAAGCGCACCACUUCCGACUCGGCCCUGUUGAAUCCGAGAAAGCGAAAAUACUCCAACGAAACACCUGCUGCUGAAAAACGAAAUGCUUUUCGAGAAAAAUUCAAACCGCUUACCGAGGAACCAAAGCCGGCACCAGCUGAGUACCAGAUCGUCCUGGACAGUGUCAGUCCCCGGCCGGAUUAUGACGGGAUGGUAUCACCACUGUUGCACCGCGAGCUGUUCAAGUACGGGUUGAAACAGUUGAGUAGACCAAAAGCAGUGAAAAUUCUGAACCAUAUCUACGAGCAGCUGCAUCCGAUGGUGGAGAUUAACGAGCUCGAUGGUGACGAUGAUGAGCUGGAAUCCGUUGAAAUGCACGAUUCAAGUCAAGCAGUAACCGUUGAAGCAGAACCUGUGGCUGUGAAAUCGACUAUCGCUACUGAGCCGUCAUUUUUGUACAAUAUGGAUAGGUUUUGCCCGGAAUUUGACGACGAGGAAUAUAUUCUGCCGGCGAAACCGAGGAAAAAGACAUUCUGGUGUGCUGUUCCGCUCAAUAUAGCAUUCUACAAUAUGGUCAAAACGAAUCCAUCCCUGCUGCGCCAGAUACUGCGCUACCAGCCUAUCGACUUGGAUGCAGUUUAUAGCCACCUGAAGGAAAUUGGUUUACGGUACGAAACGAAUGAUUUGAUUGCAUUUCUCGACAAGCGAUGCAUAACCUUCCGCACAGCGCAAGGAAGUGGGAGUCGCACAAAAAAACGGUCUAGCUGAAGAUAAAGGUGUAUUUUUUAGAUAGGUUGCAACAAGUGAUAAAUGCAUAUCUACUCUGCGAUGAAUAUACAGGCGGUAUCGAAUAA
Molecule: messenger RNA, 3508 nt
Organism: Topomyia yanbarensis
Lineage: Eukaryota; Metazoa; Arthropoda; Insecta; Diptera; Culicidae
Gene: mus312
Product: structure-specific endonuclease subunit SLX4
Exons: 5
Coding region: 147-3422 (1091 amino acids)
Biological process (GO): interstrand cross-link repair; resolution of meiotic recombination intermediates; DNA replication
Cellular component (GO): Slx1-Slx4 complex; nucleus
Molecular function (GO): enzyme binding
Source: RefSeq, a predicted model, not a curated record